AUGGAGAACUGGAGGUUACACUAUAAAGGGAAACUAGUUCUCUCUGCCCAGUCUGAGUGGAUGCCUAAACUGCUAGCAGAAUUUCCCAACACGGUUACAGGAGGGCCAACACCAACCAUAACAGCCUUUUAUUUUAAUACUUUGUGGCAUUCUAAAUCUUGUAGCAUUCCUCAGGUUGCGAUCAUCCCAAAUUGUAGCAUUCUAGCUGCAGUUGGCCAGAAGAUGGCAAGCACCCCUGGAGUUAGCGCCUCCCUUUUUAAUGCAUUGGCUAAGGCCAAUAUAAAUGUCCGUGCUAUAGCACAAGGUUGUUCUGAGUACAAUAUUACUGUUGUUGUGAAGCGAGAGGAUUGUAUAAAGGCUUUGCGAGCUGUCCAUUCAAGAUUUUAUCUCUCAAGAACCACCAUAUCAAUGGGCAUUAUUGGACCUGGACUAAUUGGAAGUACACUACUUGACCAGCUAAGGGAUCAGGCCUCAAUCCUAAAAGAAGAAUUCAACAUUGAUUUGCGUGUAAUGGGCAUACUUGGUUCAAAGUCAAUGCUUCUUAGUGAUGCGGGCAUUGACUUAACUAGAUGGAGAGAACUUCGAGAGGAAAGAGGAGAAGCGGCUGAUUUGGAAAAAUUUGUUCAACAUGUACAUGGAAAUAAUUUUAUACCCAACACGGCACUAGUCGACUGCACAGCUGAUUCUGUCAUUGCUGGCUAUUACUAUGAGUGGUUGCGCAAAGGAAUACAUGUAGUUACUCCUAACAAGAAAGCAAAUUCAGGGCCACUUGAGCAGUAUUUGAGGUUAAGAGCUCUUCAAAGGCAAUCCUACACACACUACUUCUAUGAAGCUACGGUUGGGGCUGGUCUUCCCAUUGUCAGCACUUUACGUGGCCUUCUUGAAACUGGAGACAGAAUAUUGCAAAUUGAAGGGAUAUUUAGUGGGACUUUGAGUUACAUAUUUAAUAACUUCAAGGAUGGCCGAGCUUUUAGUGAGGUAGUUGCUGAAGCAAAGGAAGCUGGUUAUACUGAGCCAGAUCCAAGGGAUGAUAUGUCUGGAACAGAUGUUGCUCGAAAGGUACAGUGUGCUUUUGCUAGUACCUAUACUGCUUCUAAUGAUGAUUACUUUGUAGCCUACUUAUUACUAUCUCUGGAAAAUUUUCAUACCAUUGUUCUCUGUAUCCAGUAUUUGAGGUUAAGAGCUCUUCAAAGGCAAUCCUACACACACUACUUCUAUGAAGCUACGGUUGGGGCUGGUCUUCCCAUUGUCAGCACUUUACGUGGCCUUCUUGAAACUGGAGACAGAAUAUUGCAAAUUGAAGGGAUAUUUAGUGGGACUUUGAGUUACAUAUUUAAUAACUUCAAGGAUGGCCGAGCUUUUAGUGAGGUAGUUGCUGAAGCAAAGGAAGCUGGUUAUACUGAGCCAGAUCCAAGGGAUGAUAUGUCUGGAACAGAUGUUGCUCGAAAGGUACAGUGUGGUAUAUGUUUACCAAAUUUUGUUGUCAUGUUAAUUAACUCUUUUAUGCUGUGUAUAAAGCACCCAUCCUGUAAUUUUUUUCACGAGACAUGUUGUUAGGUUACUUUGUGCAAA
This is a messenger RNA of Vigna umbellata (rice bean), 1572 nucleotides long. The record is from RefSeq and is a predicted model, not a curated record. NCBI's taxonomy places the organism in Eukaryota, Viridiplantae, Streptophyta, Magnoliopsida, Fabales, Fabaceae.